Molecule: messenger RNA, 1236 nt
Organism: Trypanosoma cruzi
Lineage: Eukaryota; Euglenozoa; Kinetoplastea; Trypanosomatida; Trypanosomatidae
Product: mucin-associated surface protein (MASP), putative
Exons: 1
Coding region: 1-1236 (411 amino acids)
Source: RefSeq, a predicted model, not a curated record
AUGGCGAUGAUGAUGACUGGCCGUGUGCUGCUGGUGUGUGCCCUCUGCGUGCUGUGGUGCGGUGCGGUUUUUGGACACGCGAUGGACGAUUACUGCAGUGAGGGUGGAGGGAACGGUUUGAGGCACACGAGUAAUGGUGAUGACGGCGUGUCUCUAAAGGCGGAAUGCGGGUUGUUAUCCGCUCGAAUGGCAUUAAUAAAGGCGGUUGAGGCUGCGGAAGGUAAACAAGAAUUAAGUGGUCCAGACCCGCCUCAGGAUAAGUCGAGGGUAUCAUCACCUGAUAAUAAAUUGGGCAAUAAUACGCAGUCCACUGGAGCGCCUGGUGCAGGAGGAGGUGGUGUCGGAGGUCAACCAGCAGCAGUAACGCCGAAGCCCGGAGGAUCAGAUACAGAAGAACAGGUUGGGGAAUUAGGAGUGAUGGAUACAAAUAAUGGAAAAGUAGCAGGAGAUGAGGAACAAAAGGACGGUAAUGAAGCCGAUUCGCAACAACAAAGCGUUGAUCAAUUGACUUCUUCUUCCUCUUCAUCUGGCAGCUCUGGCACUGAGGGUGUCAAGCAACCCUCUUCGAGAGCAAAUUCCAAGAGUAAAGAAACCCUCGAUGAACUGCCGCAAGAAGAAGAAGAAGAAGAUCUUCCCAGUGAAUCUGACAGUCGUGAAGAAGAGGCGGAAGAACAAGAAACAGAAGAAGACAAAAAAAACGACAAAAUGGUUCAUAAGUCACCAACAGAAACACCUGGAGGUCCAACCAAUAACGCAGAAAUACAAACAGCAACAACGCAAGUGAAUGGGGAUUCCAUCCCUGAGACUUUAGAGGACGUCCAACAGCCAGAAGAAUUCCAAGGCGAAAAAGACUCAAACAACAAUUCACAAACAAAGAGCGCUGCCUCCAUCGCAGCCAAUCAACACAAUGAACCAUCUGCCGACCAUGGAGAAUCAGGGCCACCUUCACCCACGGCAAACGGUGAUGCCGCCAAUAAUGAUUCUGACAAGAGCACUGAAGACGGCAUCCCGAACAGUGAUCCAGUAUCUGAUGCUCCAGGGACAGCAGAAGAAAAACAAAAUGAAAAUAAAGAAUCCAAUCCGAAAGAAACACCAGUGACGGCCACAGCCAUGAAAAAUACAACGGCGACGACUGGCGACAGUGACGGCAGCACCGCGAUUUCCCACACCACCUCCCCUCUUUUGCUUCUUCUUGUUGCUGCUUGUGCGGCUGCUGCUGCGGUGGUGGCCGCGUGA